GUUGUCCACUCCUCCUUCCCGUCCAUGAGGCUGAUUUGGCUCCAGAUAUAAACACAGAGCUGCUCUCUGUCCCCGCUGCGCUCCUCAGUCUCCUCACAAACAGCAGGCAGUUAGUUUGCUCCAAGAGGCAGAGAAAACAGAAAAAAAAAAAAAUAGAAGAAGCAGGAGGGGACGAUCUCUGGCACAUUUCCCAGGAUGGAGAAGGAUUCUCCAUCCAAGCCAUCUGUGGCUGAGCUGGCUGGAAGGUUCAAAGGUCAUAUUCUACCAAUGCCCGCUUCAAAUGACGAGCUGUCAUUUCGAAGAAGACCUCCAUGUUCCCUGAAGUUGCAACAUCAGAAAGACGAUAAUGAAGAAUCAGAUAAAACUGUUGUCUCUCCAAAACCUUUUAAAAUCAAGAUGAAGAACUCCCCCAUCAUUGAGAAACUACAGGCAAACCUUGCUCUGUCGCCCACUGCUCUGCUGCCUACGCCCAAGAGCCCUGAGGGGAAGCUGCAGUCGGCACCAUUGUCCCCCACCACGACCUGCAGCCCACAGAGCCCACAGAGCCCUCUGAGCCCCACCCUGAGGUCCUCGCGCCUGUCCAGUGAGGAGGAGGAUCCCGUUGGCUUCGACAGCCCUCCCGAAGGCGCCCCGCUACCGAGCAUCAACAAGACUCGUGCACGACUAUCAUUCAAGAGGCGCCCGCCCACGAGACAGCACAGGAGGUCAGCUGGAGAGGAGGCAGGAGCGUUCGGGAACGGUCUGUCCCCCAGUGAACAAUACAGCCCGAAAGAAAAUGGGGACAAGGAGCAGAUUUCCGACAGCCCAGCAGAGGAAGCUGAAUGUGGGCAACUGAGCAGUCUGGAAGAAGCUGAAGACAAGGACAGGGACUGUGGACUGACAGAGGACAAGGUAGCAAAGAGUGACCCAGACAGUAACGGAGAUCCAGAGGUGGAGCUGGAAGCAGAACAAGCCCGGGGUUCGGGGGCUUCGGAGGAGAAGCAGCAACCUUCAGAACCUUGCCCUGCUGAGAUGAUGGAAGGCAAUGUUAAGACAGAAGAGGGGCAGGAGGAGAUGCCUCAGGAGGCACACCAGGAAUGAAAUGACAGGGUGUGAACUGUGAAUGUUUACUUUAAGAAAAAAAUAUAUAUACGUGUAAGUUAUUCAGUGCUUUGAUUAAGAGAACUCCUCAGAAAGAGUUCAUCUGUUCAUUUGUUGGUACCCCCUCUGUUUUAAUACCCUCUGCCGCCCUCUCCAGGCUGUAUACAGAACAGGUCUAUACACACUGGAGAGUUCCGAGAAGCAGCUGUUGCUCUGCACAUGGGAAUAAGCAUCACUGUUUAUACUGCAUCCAUGAUCAGAGGAAAUUACCUUCAUGUUGUAAUAAGUCUGCAUGACCAGACUCCUAUUUUUGUGACAAACAGACUCUUUGUUGUCUUUACUGAGAUGUGACACAAGUCAGAGACAUUGUUAACAAUGCACUUCCACGUUUCUGUCGCAUACACAGAUCUUUCAAAAUACCCAAAUGCUGGGUUGGCAAAAGACAAAAAACUAAUAUUAGAUUUCAUAUAUAUAUUAGCAGAUAAAUAUCCUGGCAUCGUACUAGACCUCUAUCACUUUAAGUUCAAAUUAUUAUUAAACUUUGCUUUAUUUUCUCUUGA
Messenger RNA from Lates calcarifer (barramundi perch), 1640 nucleotides. RefSeq lists its product as uncharacterized. Lineage: Eukaryota; Metazoa; Chordata; Actinopteri; Centropomidae. The coding region runs from base 196 to 1080 and encodes 294 amino acids. The record is from RefSeq and is a predicted model, not a curated record. The transcript is spliced from 6 exons.